Messenger RNA from Chrysochloris asiatica (Cape golden mole), 2157 nucleotides. RefSeq names its product arginyl aminopeptidase (aminopeptidase B)-like 1 (gene RNPEPL1). Gene Ontology annotation, biological process: proteolysis. Gene Ontology annotation, molecular function: zinc ion binding; metalloaminopeptidase activity. The transcript has 11 exons. NCBI's taxonomy places the organism in Eukaryota, Metazoa, Chordata, Mammalia, Afrosoricida, Chrysochloridae. Bases 1 to 2157 code for a protein of 718 amino acids. The record is from RefSeq and is a predicted model, not a curated record.
AUGGCGGCGCAGUGCUGCUGCCGCAAGGCCCCCGGCGCUGAGGCUGCGCCCGCCCGCCCGCCGCCUGAACCGCCACCCGCCCUGGACGUGGCCUCGGCCUCCAGCGCUCAGCUCUUCCGCCUCCGCCACCUGCAGCUGGGCCUGGAGCUGCGGCCCGAGGCGCGCGAGCUGGCCGGCUGCCUGGUGCUGGAACUGUGCGCGCGGCGGCCCGCGCCCCGCGCGCUCGUGCUCGACGCGCACCCGGCCCUGCGCCUUCACUCGGCCGCCUUCCGCCGCCCCUCUGCCGCCGCCGCUACCCCGGAACCACCCUGCGCCUUUGCCUUCGCUGCGCCGACGCCCGGGUCCCCGCCACCCCCGCUGCCUGCCUUCCCUGAGACGGCCGGCGAGCCUUCCUGCUGCCCACUGGCCUUCCGGGUGGACCCGUUCACCGACUAUGGCUCCUCGCUCACCAUCACGCUGCCGCCCGAGCUGCCAGCACACCAGCCCUUCCAAAUCAUCCUGCGCUACACUUCCAUUGAUGCCCCUGCAAUCUGGUGGCUGGACCCGGAGCUGACUUACGGCCACUCCAAGCCCUUCGUGUUCACACAAGGCCACUCUGUUUGCAAUCGUUCCUUCUUCCCCUGCUUCGACACGCCUGCUGUCAAGUGCACCUACUCAGCCGUUGUCAAGGCUCCCUCAGGGGUACAGGUGCUGAUGAGCGCCACCCAGAGCUCAUAUGUGGAGGAGGAGGGUGUGUACCAUUUCCACAUGGAGCACCCGGUGCCCGCCUACCUCGUGGCCCUGGUGGCCGGAGACCUGCAGCCCGCGGAUAUCGGACCCAGGAGCCGUGUAUGGGCUGAACCAUGCCUGCUGUCCACGGCCACCAGCAAGUUGUCAGGUGUGGUGGAGCAGUGGCUUAGUGCAGCCGAGAGGCUCUAUGGGCCCUACAUGUGGGGCAGGUACGACAUUGUUUUCCUGCCGCCCUCCUUCCCCAUUGUGGCCAUGGAGAACCCCUGCCUCACCUUCAUCAUCUCCUCCAUCCUGGAGAGUGACGAGUUCCUGGUCAUCGACGUCAUCCACGAGGUGGCCCACAGCUGGUUUGGCAACGCUGUCACCAAUGCCACCUGGGAGGAGAUGUGGCUGAGCGAGGGCCUGGCCACCUACGCACAGCGACGUAUCACCACUGAGACCUACGGUGCAGCCUUCACCUGCCUGGAGACUGCCUUCCGCCUGGACGCCCUACACCGGCAGAUGAAGCUGUUGGGGGAAGACAAUCCGGUCAGCAAGCUACAGGCCAAGUUGGAACCAGGAGUGAACCCCAGCCACCUGAUGAACUUGUUCACCUAUGAAAAGGGCUACUGCUUCGUGUACUACCUGUCCCAGCUCUGCGGGGAUCCCCAGCGCUUUGACGACUUUCUCCGCGCCUAUGUGGAGAAAUACAAGUUCAGCAGCGUGGUGGCUCAGGACCUGCUGGAUUCCUUUCUCAGCUUCUUCCCAGAACUGAAGGAGCAGAGUGUGGAUUGUAGGGCAGGUCUAGAGUUUGAGCGCUGGCUUAAUGCCACAGGCCCUCCACUAGCAGAGCCGGACCUGUCUCAGGGAUCCAGCUUGACCCGGCCAGUGGAGGCCCUCUUCCAUCUGUGGACAGCAGAGCCGCUGGACCAGGUGGCUGUGUCAGCCAGCACCAUUGACAUCUCCAAGUGGAGGACCUUCCAGACGGCACUUUUCCUGGAUCGGCUGCUGGAUGGGUCCCCACUGCCCCAGGAGGUGGUGAUAAGCCUGUCCAAGUGUUACUCGUCCCUGCUGGACUCCAUGAACGCUGAGAUCCGUAUUCGCUGGCUGCAGCUCAUUGUCCGAAAUGACUACUACCCCGACUUACACAGGGUGCGGCGCUUCCUGGAGAGUCAGAUGUCGCGCAUGUACACCAUACCGCUGUACGAGGACCUCUGCACAGGAGCCCUCAAACCCUUCGCCCUGGAGGUGUUCUAUCAGACCCAGGGCCAGCUGCACCCCAACCUGCGCAGAAACAUCCAGCAGAUCCUGUCGCAGGGCCUCGGCCCGGGUGCGGAGCUGGCCGCGGAGCCAGAUACAGGCGCGGGCACCGACACGCCGGCAAUGCUACUUGGGGACGAGGCCCCGGGCAGUGCCAUCUCUCUCAGGGACGUCAACGUGUCUGCCUAG